Molecule: messenger RNA, 2565 nt
Organism: Pyrus x bretschneideri (Chinese white pear)
Lineage: Eukaryota; Viridiplantae; Streptophyta; Magnoliopsida; Rosales; Rosaceae
Product: SUMO-activating enzyme subunit 2
Exons: 11
Coding region: 325-2256 (643 amino acids)
Biological process (GO): protein sumoylation
Cellular component (GO): cytoplasm; SUMO activating enzyme complex
Molecular function (GO): SUMO activating enzyme activity
Source: RefSeq, a predicted model, not a curated record
UCGUCGCUCCUCCAUUACUCUCACACGAAAGACAGAACCUAGAGAGAGAAAGAGAGGGAGGGGUUUUUUGGCUGUGAAGUUUUCACCUUUUUGCUGUGUUUUUGGCGCCCUCAACCUCGACUGCCCUCCUUCCUCGAACCUCCCCACCUGGGUCUCCACGACCACAACCCACCAUUCCAAGAUUCCCCCACGUCCUCUGUUCGAUUUCCACAAACCCAUCUAAAAGCUAAGCCCACCCACCUCUCUCCCCCUCUGUGCUAUUAAGUCCAAUCCACUGUUGCAGUCUUCCCCUUUCUCUCUCUAGCUGCUUCUUCUGCAACUCUCAUGGCUUCCCGGAAACACUUGGCCGCUGUAAAGGGCGCGAAAGUGCUCAUGGUUGGGGCAGGUGGUAUCGGCUGCGAGCUUCUCAAGACUCUCGCUCUCUCUGGCUUCCAAGAUAUUCAUAUUAUUGACAUGGACACUAUAGAAGUUAGUAACCUCAACAGACAAUUCCUCUUCCGACAAUCACAUGUUGGGCAAUCCAAAGCCAAAGUUGCUCGGGAAGCUGUCUUAAAAUUUAGACCUGAGAUAAGCAUAACUUCAUACCAUGCCAAUGUAAAGGAUUCUGACUUCAAUGUGGACUUCUUUAAGAAAUUUAAUGUGGUCUUGAAUGGACUUGACAACUUAGAUGCUAGACGACAUGUGAAUCGCCUGUGUUUGGCAGCUGAUGUUCCCUUGAUUGAAAGUGGGACAACUGGAUUCCUUGGACAGGUGACUGUACAUGUGAAGGGAAAAACAGAGUGCUAUGAAUGUCAGCCAAAACCUGCUCCUAAAACUUAUCCUGUCUGUACCAUUACCAGUACUCCAUCAAAGUUUGUUCACUGUAUUGUAUGGGCAAAGGAACUUCUCUUUGCAAAGUUGUUUGGGGAUAAGAAUCAGGCAAAUGAUUUGAAUGUACGUUCUAGUGAUGGUGCUAGCUCAUCAGAACAGGCUGAAGAUGUAUUUGAACAUAGAAAUGAUGAAGACAUUGAGCAGUAUGGAAGGAGAAUAUAUGAUCAUGUAUUUGGUUAUAACAUUGAGCAAGCUUUGUCUAAUGAGGAGACAUGGAAGAACCGCAAUAGACCAAGGCCUAUAUAUAGUAGGGAUGUCGUGCCUAAUGGGCUCGGUCAACAGAAUGGAAGUAUGGAAAAGAAUGGUGCAUCCAAUGAUGUAUAUUCAGUAUCUGCCAUGGCAUCUCUAGGAAUGAAGAAUCCACAGGAUAUAUGGAGCCUUAUGGAAAAUUCCAGCGUCUUUCUUGAGGCUUUGAAACUAUUUUUCUUGAAAAGGCAGAAGGAGAUUGGAAAUCUGACUUUUGAUAAAGAUGAUCAGCUAGCUGUAGAAUUUGUUACUUCUGCUGCAAAUAUACGGGCUGCUUCUUUUGGAAUCCCAUUGCAUAGCCUCUUUGAAGCUAAAGGCAUUGCUGGUAAUAUUGUUCAUGCUGUUGCAACAACGAAUGCUAUUAUUGCUGGGUUGAUUGUCAUUGAGGCAAUCAAGGUGCUGCAAAAUGAUACAAAGAAUUAUAGGAUGACAUAUUGUCUGGAACAUCCAGCAAGAAAAAUGUUGCUCAUGCCAGUGGAUCCAUUUGAGCCUAACAAGUCCUGCUAUGUCUGUUCAGAGACACCACUAUCACUUGAGAUCAAUACUCACCGCACAAAGUUGCGGGAUGUAGUUGAAAAGAUUGUUAGAGCCAAGCUUGGGAUGAGCUUGCCACUCAUUAUGCAUGGGUCAGCCCUUCUUUAUGAAGUUGGUGAUGACCUGGACGAAGACAUGGUUGCAAAUUAUGCAGCAAACCUUGAUAAGGUGCUGUCUGAGCUUCCUACUCCAGUUACCAGUGGGACCAUGCUGACAAUUGAGGAUCUUCAGCAAGAACUAUCAUGCAAGAUCAAUAUUAAGCACAGAGAGGAGUUUGAUGAAGAGAAGGAACCCGAUGGAAUGGUUCUAUCUGGUUGGACUCAAUCUCCUGCAGUGGCACAGGAUGACAAGAAGUCUACUGCAAAUGCUGGAAGCACGUCAAAUGCAUCAGCAUCUACAGAGGCUGAAAAGACCGAUGAUGUUGAAACUACUGGAAGGAAGAGAAAACUGUCUGAGGCUUCUGAGGCUGUCAAUCCAGAUAUACCAAGUGUUGCUGGCAGUAGUACAAGAAAUCCCGAGAAAUUGGAACUUGUUGAUGACGACGAUGAGCUUGUCAUAUUUGAUAAUUGGGAUUCAGUCACCAGCAAGAAGAUAAAGUUGCAAUAGUUCUUCCUUGGAUCUCUAAUGUGGAGGCCUCAGUUCAGUUCUAAUUUUGUACCAUUAGCGAGAAGCACUGAUUCUUUUUGGGAGGUUGGCUCAAUUGCUGUUUAUUAGGUCGAGCCGGUACAAAUUAAGCGGUCUUUUCGCUUCCCUUUUUCUGUGGUUACAAGUGUAAUGCGUCUUCUUGUUCUUCCUAACUUAGUUGACAGAUUUUUAGCCGUGUAACUUGAAGAAAACCAUAACUUAGAAAAUGCACCUAAACUAGUGAAUCGUGAAUUUCAGAGUUCCUUUUUAUGUCAUCAUGAAUUAAGUUUC